AUGGAGGUGAGAUUUAUAUAAUCCUGACUGGCAGUUUGAACCUAUGAUGUGUCUGCAUUAUAUACUGUAUUAAAUUAAAACAACUUUAUUGCACUUGUGUCCUGCUUGCAGGCUUCUCACAGGCCUCUGGCUGGGCACCGUGAAAACAGGAUGCUGGCCAUUAACCUGACUCAGCAGGCUCCUCUUAUGUUCUUACCUUCCAAGGCUGAGUUUUGUUUUUUAAAAUAUUUUUAUUAAAGUUUUCUUGGUUUACAAAGGUAUGCACAAUGUCUCUUUUUUCAAGUUACGUUUCCAUAGGUCAGUUUCAUUUGUUGAGACAUUAGGGUUACAUUAGGAAGAAAAGGGGGGGAAGAGGUGGAGGGGGGAAAGGCGAGUGGGGGUGGUGUUUCUAGUUUACUUAAUGUAUGUAAAGAUAUCCUUGAAGUAUAAUUCUCCCGCUUUGUUUCAGAUGCAGCUAUCUCCCCCUGCUGGUCCAGAAUGUUUCUAUUCUCUAUGAUCCCAAGGCAGUACAAAGAGCAGGCAGAGAGGCAUUAGGGGAACAGAAACCCAGGUGCAUAAUAACCUAAGCAUGACGGUUAGCAUCUAGGUUGCAGCAGAGAUUAGGAAUCAGGCUUCCCCUCCUAUCUGGCUCAUUGAAAUUACUGCUGCCUUGUUGUUCUGCAGAAGUUUUGAUACCCCUGGGUUGAGAGAACUUGGGAGACUGGGGGGCAUAUAAGCCCCAGAGAUGAUAGGGAAUGGAUAAAUGUUUUAAUGUAUUUUUAAUUUGUUGUUGGAAGCUGCCCGAGUGGCUGGGGAAACCCAGCCAGAUGGGUGGGGUAGAAAUAAAUUAUUAUUAUUAUUAUUAUUAUUAUUAUUAUUAUUAAGUGUCCCCCAUCUUAUGGAGCUUCUCAAAAGGCUCCGCUGAAACCACCUGGAAAGGACAUUUAAAUCACGAUUGAAAGCAUGACCAAUAGAUAGAAGCAGACCAAUUAAGUUCAAGGGAGCUGUCUCCCUAUUUAUUUUUAUUCGUUUAUUUACUGGCACACAUUUGGAUCCCAGGCAGUCUCCCAUGCAGGUACUGACCAGAUCCACAACUGCUUAACUUCAGCUAUGUGGUGGCUUCUUGUGCCUUAAGCUUGGGACCAUACCCUGAGUGUGCUUGGGAUUGCAGCCACAUAGUAGCAAAAUCCUGAGCACGUUAUAUCAGUAGUUAGGUGCUGUUAAAUUGGGAUUUAGCUCCUGCAACCAGUGCUUAGCAUUACUGUUAGACAUUUGCAUUUAUGUUGUGUUCACAUUUAUGGCUUACAAUGCUGGGAGGCCAUUUUUGCUCUUCUACAUUUAAAGCCAUGUUUUUGGUGUUGUGCACAUUAGAGAGGAGGUGGGCAGGUCUUCGCCUGAUGCGCAUGACCUUUUUUUGGUUUCCCUGCCCCAGGAACUCCUAUUCAUGAAGGAGUCAUCUGCACAUGUGCAAUGGCUGUCUCAAAUUCACACAACAUUCCUAAGGCUUAAGUUUUCUAGUUGUAUUAAAGCUGGUUUGAAAGGCCCCCACUACCUGCACUUUCCAGAAACAAAUGAAGACGUUUUUGGUCCAACAGGCUUUUUCCAGAGGAAUAAAACCAUACCCCAAUGUGAUUUAUGAAAAACGGUAAAAACAAAUAAACCCAAGAACAACAAAUACAUUUAAAACAAGACUAAAACCAGAACAGGUAGACACUUGUGGUAGUCUUGUUUUAAAUGUAUUUAUUGUUCUUGAGUUUGUUUGUUUUUACUGUUUUUCAUAAAUCACAUUGGGGUAUGGUUUUAUUUAAUAAACCAAUAAUAAUAAUAAUAAUAAUAAUAUACUGAGGAUAGCUCAGUCAGCAGAGCAAGAGACUCCUAAUCUCAGGGUCGUGGGUUCGAGCCUGUUGGGCAAAAAGAUUCCUGAUCCAAAAAGGGGUUGAACUAGAUGACCCUCAUGGUCACUUCCAACACUCUAAUUCUAUGAUUCUAAUAUAAUAAUAAUCCUGACGGCAUGGGAAAGUUUUCAGCAAGCAUUUGAAGGUGGAAACAGAAGGCGCCUGCCAAUCUCUCUUGGAAGAGCAUGCCACAGGACUGCUUUAUUAUUAUUAUCAUUAUUUGUUGUUGUUGUUGUAAAAAAACAGUGCAAAAGCUCUUCCUUGGCUGCAAACAGACGCUCUCUUGCCUCUACCCCCCCCCCCAGGCGAAGGAGAGAGGCGCCUUCCGCUUGCUGCUGCAGCCUGAGCGGAAUUUCAAUGCCCGAGGGAGACCUGACCUCUUUGCUGCAGCAGCAAGAUCAGCUUUGCUUUCGCUCCGCGCUUUGCUCGCGCCCGAUUUGGCGGAGAGGCGCAAGCCCGAGCUAGCCCCACCCUAUCUGCCAACCUCCUCGUCCCUCUCUCUCUCUCAUUGGCGCGCUCCCCUUUCAAUCUGGGCCACAGUUCCUGGAUGAUUUAAAAGACAGAGAGAGGGAGACAUGGCUGCGAGAGGAAGAGGCGAGCAAUGUAGCCUUUUCUGCGGCUGCGAGAGCAGCAGCGCUCCCGAGCCCUGCGGUAAGAGCAGCAGCAGGGCCCUCGGCGCCUCCUUGGGGAGAUGCUCGGGGCGAAGCAUGAUGGGAAACUCCCGCUGCCUCGAGCCCCUGAGCCCAGCAGCAAACGCACCUCACCAUCGGCUGCCUCCCCCUACCCCGUGAUGUUAAUUGACUCUCAGCGUGGUUGGGCAGAUUUGGGGUGACGACAGAGCUUUGGAAGCGUGGUGGAAAGUGUGUGUUUAUAUAUGUGUGUGUAUAUGUGUGGGUGAAGGCCGAUUCCCAUUGGCUGUUUUCUGGGCAGGAUAUGCGUGUUGCAAUCCCUUCCUGGGCACUUUUAAGAUUGAUGUUUUGUUUUUCCCCACCCACAUGCUAACUGGGUUAUCCCCCCCCUUCUUUAUGCAUUGGAGUUGCUGAAUUUGAAUUCCCCUUUCUGCCUCUUUCACCAACUUCCUUUCCCUAUUUUCCUUUGGCUUUGCAGAACAGGCUCAGGUUUAGGACAAGCCAGGGGAACCCACUAUUCCCUCCCCCUUUUCUGAAAGGGUCAGAUUAAUCAACUUUGUUAACUGUGCCCAUUUACAUUAUGAGAGUAACCCCUAUUGAUAUCAGAGGGACUUAGUCCCAAGUAAACAGGUCUGGGACUGCACUGUUAAUUUCAUAACCUAAAAGCAAACUAACCCAUUAGUUAAGUGAAAAUGUCAUCCUUAACUGCCUAGAAUGCUGAAAUAUUUGUUAAGGACAUUUUCUUUUACAUGUUUUGGUUUCAAAUCUUCUUUUCACGCCUCUAAGGGCAAUCCAAAAUAGGCUUCAGUCCUAUAUGCAGUUAACUAGAAGGAAACCACAUAGAACUGGGCUUGCUUGUUAAUAGUGCAGUCCUAUAUAUGUGUAGAGGGACGCGGGUGGCACAGUAGUCUAAACCACUGAGGCUAGUACUUGCUGAUUGGAAGGUCGGCAGUUCAAAUCCCUGUGACGGGGUGAGCUCCCGUUGCUCGGUCCCUGCUCCUGCCAACCUAGCAGUUUGAAAGCAUGCCAAAAAGUGCAAGGAGAUAAAUAGGUGCCACUCUGGCGGGAAGGUAAAUGGCAUUUCUGUACGCUGCUCUGGUUUCGCCAGAAGCGGCUUAGUCAUGCUGGCCACAUGACCUGGAAGCUGUACACUGGCUCCUCCCUAAUGGUCAGGGGUCCCUUUACCUUUACUCAGAAGUAAGUAUUAAGUUUGAUUUACUCUUUGUUAAGUGGCUACAGAAUUGGAUACAGGAUUGCAACUAUUUUAGAUAGAUGAUAGAUAGAUAGAUAGAUAGAUAGAUAGAUAGAUAGAUACAUACAUACAUACAUACGUAUAUCUAAAGUCAGGAUACAUGACCCAUUAUUCCCCUUUUCUUCUUUAACCUCACAACAACCCUGUAAUAUAGGUUAGAAUGAGAGAGAGAGACUGAUCCAAGUCACUCAGUGAAAUUUCGCUGAGGGGCAGUUGGAUGCUGGGUCUUGACUAAACAUGCCUCAGAUUGGACUGCACAGUUGUCUUGAGGAAAUUAGUCUUCAGUGCAAUUCUUUUUUAAAAAAAUAGUAUAAAUUGGUUUAAUUUUUAAGUGGAAAAAACUAUUUAAAAAUAUAUAUAUUGUUCUUUGUGUGUUCCAGUUUACUCAUUGCCCUCUUCUCCCAAACUGAUAUUUUGGUUAAACUCUUAUUACAUGACUUAUAAACAGCCUUGGAUUGCAGUCUUAUCUAUAGCUAAUUCUGUGUGUGUAUGUGUGUUUAGAUCUCUGGCCCCUGCUAAAUUUAUUCUCCUUAAAAUUGUAUUACUCUCAUAAAAAAUUCUAUUUGUGCUAGUGGAAAGGCUGUGCCAAGAUUCCAAGGAAUGAUGUCUUACCUUGGGCUGAAUGCACCCUCCUCUCUGGCAGUUGAAAUAUUCUGCAAGGGGGGAAAUGAAUUUCCUGCCAAAUAAUGGCUGCCUUGGAAGGUGGUGGACUGUCCUUGGUUAAAGGAUUUUAAGCAGAGGCUGGAUUGCUAACUAUUGCAGAUGCUAUAGCAGCAGAUUUCUUGCCUCAGCAAGAUGGAUGGCCUAGUUGACCUUUGUGGUUCUUUCUAACUUUAUGAUGGGGAAACCUUUUGGGAGCCUCCUGAUUAUGGCUAACCUGUCAAUGAAACCUAUGAGACUUUUGGUACAAUCCUAUGUGUAGGAGACUACCUAGUGCAUAGCAAAGGACCAUAGCAUUGCACUAUAAAUUGAUUAAGCUGUUGUCCUAAGCUUGCAAAACUUUUCAUAUCCUUAAAAACAAUUUCAUUUUCACUUCUUUAUUGCACUGAAGAGGAUGCCUUUUUAAGAUGGCAUUUGCAGCCUGCAGUUUUAAACAAUAUUUAUCUGUUUAAAAAACAACAUUGGAGGUAAAUUUUUAUCUGAUUAAAAAGUGUUUCUUUAUUCAAUGGAGGUUUCAAUCCUAUACCCACAUCCCCUUGAACUCAGUGGGGCUUGCCCCGCCCACUUUUCAGUUGGGUCCCACCCACUAUUGGAAUUCCGUGUGGCCCUUAGCCCCCAAAAGGGUUUCCCACUCCUGAUCUAAGCAAUUGACUAAAGUUAAAAUUUAAACUUGUUGACUGUAUUCUAGGCCCCCUUGAUUAGAGUUCAUAUUGCUUUCUCUUUCAAAGGUGACUGGGUUGUUAAUUUGUUUUUUGUUUUCCACACUCAUAGGAUUGCAAGAAGCUGCACAAUGAUGGAAGGAACAAGACAAGCAAGGAUUUCUCGCCCACACAAGAUAAGCGAAUCCUCAAAGGUCUGUGACUUUUUGCACGUAUUGCUUGUUACGUUGGCAGACUGGAACUUCUCCCACGGAUAUGGGAGACUUGCAUUUCUCUGUAUAAUACCCCAGAAUUAACGCCCAUUUUACAUGUGGAAUGUAGUAGUUUUCAAAUAAUAUAUGAAAAGAACCUCUCCUGUUUUCCACAUGUGCUGAUUUAUUCGCAGGUCUCUUGCCCAAGAAAAAGAAACAGGGAUGGUUGCUUUUAGAAGUUGCUUUGUUCCAAAAAUGUCUAACCCUAGUUCAUAGUGCUGUUGUCCAAUGAGGAGACCAGUGUCUCUUAGGAAGCUGCUAUAUAUUGAGUCAGACCAUUCAUCCAUCUGGUUUACUGCAGUUAUUACUGGCUGGCAGCAGCUCUCCAGGGUUUUAGACAGGGUCCUCUCCCAGCCCUACUUGGAGAUGCCAGGGACAUUCUGCCUGGAAAGCAGGUGCUCCCCUUCUGAACUAAGACCCUUCCCAAGAGACGUAGGAAGCUGCCAUAUUGGUCAAACCAUUGGUCCAUGUACAGAGUUUUCUCCCAGUUCUACCUGGAGAAGCUGGGUAUUCAACCAGGGACUUUCUGCAUGCAUAGCAUCCACUUUGAGAUGUAGCUCUCCUGAACUGCCCAGGAGAGGGGCAAACGGCCAACCUGUGACUGCAGGGCUUUGUGUGACUCCCUGCCUAAUUCCAGGCAUAUACCAGGAAGGUGGCGGCCAGUUAAGAUCAUCACUACCCAGCAUUUUCUCUCUCCUAAGAUAACUCCAUACUGUAUUUGCUUUCUCUCCUCCCUCCCUCUUGAUUCUCCCAUAAGAAAGAGAUGGAAGGGUGGUGGUCUUCCUAAGAGAUAAACAGAGAGAGUGUGAGGUGGCUCUGGAACCACUCCCUGUGCUGCCAUGUUGCUCCCAAAAGAUGACCUCCGAGGGAGCGUGGCCCUCUGCCAUAUAAAUUAAUAGAUUUAUUCCCCCUCAGGUGAGUAGCAAUUUGACACCCAUUCUCUUCCUUUCAGGUAUACAAAUGGGCUGACCACUCCAGCCUAGUUCUUCAGAGCUUGAACGAACAGAGGCAACGGGGCCUCUUCUGUGAUGUCGUUCUGGUUGCGGACGAGCAGAGGGUCCCUGCCCAUCGAAACAUUUUAGCGGUCUGCAGUGACUAUUUCAACUCAAUGUUCACUAUUGGGAUGCGGGAAGCCUACCAGAAAGAGGUGGAGCUCUUUGGAGCAUCCUAUGUUGGCCUCAAAGCCAUUGUGGACUUCCUGUAUGGGAGCGAGCUCUCCCUCGAUGGUGGCAACAUUGAUUACAUUUUGGAAACUGCCCACCUGCUGCAGAUCUGGAAGGUGGUUGACUUCUGUUGCGAGUACCUGGAGAAUGAGGUCAACGAGGAGAACUACUUGUACCUGCAGGAGCUGGCCUCUCUCUACAACCUCAGGCGCCUGGACUUGUACAUUGAUUCCUUCAUCUUGAGGAACUUUGGUACGCUGUCUUUCACGCCACACUUCCUGCAGAACAUUUCCAUCCAGAAGUUGUGCCAGUACCUGGGCAGUGACAACGUCCAGCAGGAAUGUGAGCACGACUUGCUGCAGGCCGCGUUGCAGUGGCUUACGCAGUCCCCAGAGAGGGAGAGGGAGGCCUACUCCGUCUUGGAAAACAUCCAUUUCCCCUUGAUACCAAAGAGUGACCUGCUGCACCGCGUCAAGCCGGCCGUCUGCUCCCUCCUCUCAAAAGAAACCAACUGUGAGACCUUCGUCGAAGAGGCGGUCCACUACCACAACAACGUCGCGGCUCAGCCGGUCCUUCAGAACAAGCGGACCGCUCUCCGCACGAGUGAAGAAAAGCUCCUCUUCGUCGGCGGGGAGGUGUCGGAAAAUUGCUUGGAGCUGAGUGACGACACCUGCUUCCUGGACACCAAAACGGGGCAGUGGGUGAGGGAAACACCGCUCCCUGCUCCACGGAGCCACCACUGCGUUGCAGUGCUCGGAGGGUUCAUCUUCACUGCCGGAGGAAGCUUUUCACGUGAUAAUGGUGGGGAUGCCGCCUCCAAUCUUCUAUAUAGGUAUGACCCUCGGUGUAACCACUGGAUAAAGGUGAGGCUUCAGCUGCAAUGGGCACAUAUAUGUUCUUGUAAAAUUUUAUGCUUUUAGCAGAAGGUAAAAUACUUCUGUCCUUAAAACGUGAAAACCAAGGAGUGCAGCCAUCUGUGCAGCAAUGCUUAUGCUGUGAACUGCGGAAUCUGGUUUCCAUAUUGCAAUAUAUGCCCCUCCAGAUUCAAUGGAGGCGGGGGGAGCAGUUUCUUAGCGUUCAUGGUGGUGCGUAGAAGACUGAGAAAAUGAGGCACUGUUCUCUAAGAAAGGUUAGAAAUUGGGGCGAGGGGUGGUGUUGGAGCUUUGAUAGGCUUGUGAGUUUGGAUAGAGGUAGACUUUACUUGUUGCAAGCACAUGCACAGAGAUGUUUGUAGAGUAAGAAAAUAACAAAGCAGUUUAUUAUAGGAAGUAAGUAACUCAAAGAGCUUGGGAUGCCCUGAGUACUGAAAAGAUUGUGUUCCCCUUCCUAGUUAAUUCAAAAUACUAAACCACAAAAUAAAAAAAAUAUAUUUCAAAAUAAAGCAAAACUUACAUUGUAUAUUAAAUUAAAAUAGCUUCUUUCUAGAGUUUUUCAGUACAAAAUUCUGAAUAAAUUAAUCAAAGCUUUUUAAAAAAAUUUAAAUACAAAUGUCAAAUUCUUCCUCCUCGAUUGUUCCAACAGUCUCUCCCCUGUAGCAAGUCACUUCUAUUUUACUAACUCCUUGAUUUCCUGUUCUCAUCAAGAGAGACGUUCGAGUGAGGAUGGGGUUUGGGUGCCUCUCUGUAAAUGGAUACAUCUGUUAUUGAAUUAAUCAGGCUUCCUGAAGAUAUCUUUCUUCUGAUAUGGUUAGAAUAGCCUAAUCUAGACAAGACCAACUCCUUUAUCUUGCAUUGUUGUGAGCCAAUCUGUUUUCUAGACUAUUGUCUGGCCAUCAAAAAUAUAAGUUAAUUUAGAAUAUGCAGGAAAUGAUAAAAAUAAAUUUAAGGAACCUCUGAAAGAGGAGGAAGGAAGUCAAGUAUUGGAAUGUUAAAAUGACUGUAAAACUAUUGAAAUGAAUAUAACUGAAAAUCAUAAAUUAAAAAAUGAUACAUACAUACAUACAUACAUGUGUGUGUGUGUGUGUGUGUGUGUGUCUAUAUAUGACUAUUCAGGUAUGUUGUGGGGCUUCCUUUUCUUUCACAGCUUGCUUCCAUGAGGCAGCGUCGUGUAGACUUCUAUCUGGCUGCCAUCAAGGGCAUGCUAGUGGCUGUCGGUGGAAGGAACGAAAAUGGAGCGCUUUCAUCUGUUGAGAUCUACAGGCCGGAGAAAGAUGCAUGGACCUAUGUAGCAGGCUUGCCAAGGUAACCUGGAUCAGGAUCUGGAGACAAUCAUUCACAUGGGGGUGUAUAUGUGAACCUCAGGUCUGGGGGGCCAGAUCUGGCCCUCCAAGCCUCUGUAUCAAUCCUCCCCAAGCCAUGACCCUGCUUUGCAGUUGUCAAGUAUGUGUAUAGUGUCUGUGUGUUUCACCUCUUGCCAUGGCCGCUAGUGGCAGGUGAGCCCUGGAAGGCUUUCCAGAAGGGAAUGGGGUGUCAGGCUGAAGAUUAUCCCCCACCCUUGUUUUAUUUUGGCUUUCACUCAAUCCAGCACCCUCUGUAUGUUCUUGGAGUAUAACUAUCAUCCUCCCUGGCCGCUGGUCAUGUUGGCUGGGGCUGGUGGAAGUUGGGAGUCCAACAAGGUACCAGGUUGUGGAGGGCUGUUUUAUGUUUCAAAAAGAACAAUGUGAGUUUCCUGGGGAAAGUUGCAAAAUUAAGUGGUUUGCUUUUUGCCUCUUACUCUUUGUGGUGGCAAUUCGAAGGAAAAGCUGUAAGGAUCCUCAGACUGUCCAGGGGCAAAGUGGAAUUUGAUCUCUUGGCUUGUAGAACUCAGCAGUAACCGGGAGUCAUGGCAGUGGAAUCCAGCAGAGACUGGGACACUGAAUCGGGUCCAUGGCACACAAGAGAAGCAGAGUUUUUUGUCUGUAUUUCCUUAAACAAAGGGGGUAUUGCAUAGGGGUUGUGAACAGUAUGCAGAGGCUCAGAAAGCCUCAGGUCACCUCCAGCCCCGCUAAAGGGCAAGUCGCUCACUAGGAGCUCUACUUGGUGCUGAGAGCCAGGAGCCUAGGAGCAUGGGAGGCUGAGGUUGAAAAGACUUCACUUCACCUCCAGCCUUCAUAGGAGAAAGUGGGUCACUAGGAGCUCUCCUUGGUGCUGGAAGCAAAUGUCCUGCCUUUCUGCAUUGUGCAGGCCCCUAUUCAGGACCAGAACACCAUUAGUGUUGUAUCCUGUAGGCUGUUAUUAUGACCUCUACCACCACUAUUACUAUUAUGAUAACGGUACUUCAAAGUUUAGUGGGAUUUCUAAAAUAUUCAUCUUGUUUGAAAAGGUAUCCUUCUGUACCUUGAAGGGAACCCCACAACUGAUUAUAUCUUUCCCCCUUCCCCUUUCUUUCUGUCCUAGGUUUACUUAUGGCCAUGCUGGCGCAGCCCACAAUGAUUUGGUUUAUAUAUCAGGAGGCCACGAUUACCAAAUCGGCCCCUAUCGCAAAAAUCUGCUCUGCUACGAUUAUCGCACCGACGUGUGGGAAGAGAAGAGGCCAAUGAUCACUGCCCGCGGCUGGCACAGCAUGUGCACCUUGGAGGAUGACAUUUACUCCAUUGGCGGCAGUAACGAUUACCUUGAAACGAUGACCCGCUUUGACAUUUUGGCUGUGGAGUCUUACAGCCCACAGUGCAAUCAGUGGACCAGAGUGGCCCCCUUGCUGCAAGCCAACAGUGAAUCUGGAGUGGCCAUGUGGGAAGGCAAGAUCUACAUCCUUGGUGGCUAUAGCUGGGAGGACACUGUCUUCUCCAGAACCGUCCAGGUGUACAACAAAGAGAAGAACAAGUGGCAAAAAGAAACUGAUCUUCCAAAAGCAAUUGCUGGGGUUUCUGCUUGUGUGUGCUCGUUAAAACCAAGAUCAGAAGAUAAAAAGAAAAGGCCAAAAAUGAAACGGCAUCAGAAUCAAGGGAGAUGA
Molecule: messenger RNA, 10358 nt
Organism: Podarcis lilfordi (Lilford's wall lizard)
Lineage: Eukaryota; Metazoa; Chordata; Lepidosauria; Squamata; Lacertidae
Source: the annotation of a GenBank genome assembly